AAUGAAAAAUAUUUUGUUUAAAUAUUUAUUAUUUUUACUAAUAUAUUUAUUUAAUGUUGAAUCGUCAAAAAUUUUAGUUUUUAGUCCAACUAUAAGUCGAAGUCAUAUGAUUUCCAAUGCUCGAAUAGCUGAUACUUUAGCUAGUGAUGGACAUAAUGUUACACUUUUAGAAGUUGAAUUUCUUGCAAAGGUGGGAGAGUUAAAUGCUUCAAAAGUUGCAAAUACAAUAUUAGUGCCAGGACAAUUUAUAGAUCCAAAAGAAUUUAAUUCAUCCAUGAUAGCUGAAAUGUCAUUUAAGAGUGUUUUUUUACCUAUGGAUUUUCUAGUGGGUACUAUUUUACAAACAUCUUUCAAUAUUGCUUGUGAAAAAUUUUUGCUUGUAUCAGAAAAGCUUUUUGAUAAACUUAGAAAUGAAAAAUUUGAUAUAAUAAUAUCUGAACAGUUAAAUUCUUGUGGAGCUGGUGUUGGCCAUCUUUUGGGUAUACCUACAAAUAUAUUAGUUUCUAGCUGCCCAAUACAAGAACAUGUUGCUUCGAUAUUAGGACUUUCAAAUCCAGGAAGUUACAUUCCUUCAUUAUAUGAUUCUAAUUUACCCGAUAAAAUGUCAAUUUAUGAAAGAACAACAAAUUUAUUUAGACAAUUUGCUGGUUAUGUUUAUACAAUUUAUGGAGUAGAUCCUUUAACUAAAAUAUUUAAAAAACAUUAUGGGGCAACAUUUCCUGAUUUAAGGACUAUUGUUGCAGAAAGUCCUUUUGUUUUUGUUAAUGUUGAUGAAUUGUUGGAUUUUCCCCGUCCAAUAUUUUCGAAUAUUGUUUAUAUUGGUGGACUUGGAAUGGAGGAAGGAAAAAAUACAAAAAUUAAUAAAAUUGAGGACCCAAUAAAUAUUGAAAUGUCUAAAGGUAAAAAGGGUGUUAUAUUCUUUUCAACGGGAUCAGUAGUGAAAACAACAUAUAUGGAUGAAAACUUCAGAAGGAAUGUAUUAUUAACUUUCUCCCAAUUAACUGAUUAUCAUUUUAUUGUGAAAAUUGAGAAAGACGACAAUUUUUCUUUAAAUUUUGCCAAACAAUUCAAAAAUAUUUUCGUCACAUCAUGGGCUCCACAAACUUUUAUUUUAAAACAUCCUCGAUUAAAAUUAUUUAUUACUCAUGGAGGUUACAAUAGUUUAAUGGAAUCGGCACGCGCUGGAAUACCUUUAAUUUCUAUGGGGUUUUUUGCUGAUCAGUAUAGAAAUGGACGUGUGGCAGAAAGGAAUGGUUGGGGACUUCCAUUUGAUAAAAGAUUGUUACUUAAUGGAAAUGAAGAAUUUAAAAAGGCUAUUUUGAAAGUUAUUGAGAAUCCAAGUUAUCUAAAAUCAGCAAAAAGAAUACAAAAACUAGUUUUAAACAAGCCAUUCUCUGCAGAAGAACGUCUUCUUCGGAGCAUUCGUUUUCUUGAAAUAAGUGGAGGAAAACUUCCAGAAUUAUUACCAGAAUCGAGAAAUAUGAGCACAAUUGCUUUUUAUAAUUUAGAUAUUUUAAUUUUGGCAACAAUUUCCUCAAUUCUUUUAAUUUUUAUUUUUUGGAGGUUUUUAAAGUUUUUGAGAUUAAUUGGAGGAAGACGAUCAACAUUUUUUAAUAAGAAGGAAGAAAAAGAAAGUAAGAAGAAUGAAUAA
Meloidogyne enterolobii is the source of this 1651-nucleotide messenger RNA. Lineage: Eukaryota; Metazoa; Nematoda; Chromadorea; Rhabditida; Meloidogynidae. The record is from the annotation of a GenBank genome assembly.